AUGCCUUCCGAUCUCGACACCCUGCUCGACAUGGGCUUUGACAAGGAGCGUGCCGAGCUCGCAGUUAAGAAGUCCGGCGGUCUCCAGGGAGCUCUCCAGUGGCUCGAGGACAACCAGGACAAGCCCCUGGAGGAGAUCAAGGCUGCUGCCUCUGACGACAAGGAGGAUGAUGAGGACGACGACACCGAGGCCAAGAUUGCAGAGCUCGAGACGGGCAAGGCCAAGUCUCUGGUCUGCAAUGAGUGCGGCAAGCGCUUCAGAAGCCAUGAUCUGGCAAGCUAUCACGCGACCAAGACUGAGCAUACUGACUUCUCAGAGUCGACGGAGGAGAUUGCCCCCUUGACCGAGGACCAGAAGAAGGCCAAGCUCGAGGAGCUCCGUGAGCGCCUCCAAGCCAAGAAGGCCGCUCAGGCUAUGCAGGACAAGGAGGAGCAGAAGCGCAACGAGAAAAUCCGUCAAAAGUCUACCAGGGAGACCCAGGAGGCCAAGGAGGAGCUCGCCCGCAAGCAGCAGAUCAAGGAAGCCGAGAAGAAGCGCCAGGAGAAGCUCGACGACAUGGAAGCAAAGAAGCGCAUCAAGGCCAAGAUCGAAGCCGACAAGGCCGAACGUCGCCGCAAGGCCGAGGAGGCCAAGGCUGCCCGCGAAGGACGAGCUCCCCAGGCCGAGGCCGUCGCCACUCCUGCCGGCGGUGCCGCUGCGGCCGCCGCGCCCAAGCCAAAGGCCAACCACAACGAGGCCCGUCUUCGGUUGCAGACCGGCGGGGGAAACAUUACCAAGACACUCCCUGCUGAGACAACCCUGUUUGAGCUGGCACAGCAGAUCGAGAGCGAGACUGGCAAUGCCGUCACCAGCUUCACGACUACGUUCCCGAGACAAACCUUCCAGGGCGAUGUCGACAUGUCCAAGACCCUCAAGGAAGCGGGAUUGGUUCCCUCUUCCGUGUUGAUUGUGAAAUAA
Fusarium keratoplasticum is the source of this 957-nucleotide messenger RNA. RefSeq lists its product as uncharacterized. The transcript is spliced from 4 exons. Gene Ontology annotation, molecular function: protein binding. Bases 1 to 957 code for a protein of 318 amino acids. The record is from RefSeq and is a predicted model, not a curated record. Lineage: Eukaryota; Fungi; Ascomycota; Sordariomycetes; Hypocreales; Nectriaceae.